AGUUAGUUACCAUAAGAGAUAAAUUGUGUGGGCUACAAUAGGAGAACCGGGUACGACACUGUCCUUUACUAUUCUGUACAGGGGACAGUACAGGAAUCGGGUACCUAAGCCCAUUAAAGAAUAUUAAUUGAAAAGGGAAAUUAAAAGGCAAAAAAUAUGUCGGCAAAUAAAGAUGGAGACGGUGGAUGGAAGAGCUUUGUGUGGAAUUCGGAAAGGAAGGAAUUUCUAGGACGCACGGGUGGCAGUUGGUUUAAAAUCUUGUUGUUCUACCUGAUCUUCUAUGGAUGCUUGGCCGGGAUUUUCAUUGGGACCAUCCAGGCCCUGCUGCUAACCCUUAGUAACUACAAACCCACCUACCAGGACAGAGUCGCCCCACCAGGUCUGUCACACACCCCACGCUCUGAAAAGUUUGAGAUCUCUUACGAUAUCAACGAUGUGGAGACGUAUCAGAAGUACACCAAGAGCAUCAAGGAGUUCCUGGAGAUGUACAAUGAGGAGAAGCAGAGUGACCAGAUGAAGUACGAAGACUGUGGAGAAUUCCCUGAAACGUACAAGGACCGUGGCGAGCUGGAGAGCGACGUUGGAGUGAGGAAGGCCUGCAGGUUCAAGCGGACCUGGCUGGGACCCUGCUCCGGUCUGGAGGGUCAGGAUGAAACCUUCGGCUUCAAGGACGGGAAACCCUGCCUGAUCGCCAAGCUCAACAGGAUCGUCAACUUCAGACCAAGGCCUCCAACCAACAAUGCCUCCGUCCCUGAAGCCGGCCAGAUCAGAGUCCAGCCCAACGUCGUCCCCAUCCACUGUCAGAACAAGAGAGAGGAGGACGCUAGCAAGAUUGGUGAGAUCAAGUACUAUGGCAUGGGCCUGGGGUUCCCCCUCCAAUACUACCCCUACUACGGCAAGCUGCUGCACCCCCAGUACCUGCAGCCCCUGGUGGCCAUCCAGUUCACCAACCUCACCUUCAACCAGGAGCUGCGUCUCGAGUGCAAAGUAUACGGAGCCAACAUCGACUACAGCGAGAAAGAUCGCUACCAAGGACGCUUUGACGUUAAGUUCACUAUCGCCAAUUCAUGACCUCAGCUAUGAAAAAACAGCACUGUUAUCUUCCCACAUUAAAAAAAACAAGCUGAUUUAGAGAGAGAGAGAGAAAAAAAAAUAGUUCAAUACAAAACACGACUAGUCUUGGAACAAACUUUCAUAAUAUACGGGACCUACACUUAAUCUGUGUACAUUACACUGGCUUUCUGCAUCAUGUCUAGGGUUAGAAUGUACAUUACACUGGCUUUCUGCAUCAUGUCUAGGGUUAGAAUGUACAUUACACUGGCUUUCUGCAUCAUGUCUAGGGUUAGAAUGUACAUUACACUGGCUUUCUGCAUCAUGUCUAGGGUUAGAAUGUACAUUACACUGGCUUUCUGCAUCAUGUCUAGGGUUAGAAUGUACAUUACACUGGCUUUCUGCAUCAUGUCUAGGGUUAGAAUGUACAUUACACUGGCUUUUCUGCAUCAUGUCUAGGGUUAGAAUGUACAUUACACUGGCUUUCUGCAUCAUGUCUAGGGUUAGAAUGUACAUUACACUGGCUUUCUGCAUCAUGUCUAGGGUUAGAAUGUAAAUGACAGGAAUAGUAGCAAUAGCAACAUAUUUAUUCUACUGUAAAUGAGAAUAGUCCUUGAGCCAUGGGGACAUGUUCAUCUAUUACUGUAAAUAGCAAUUCCACUACUGAGAUGUAGCGAGCGGUGUUUCAGUGUGUCCCCUAAGUAUUCUGCCUAAUGUGGUUUUCUAGAUAUUUUUGGAAUGUCCAGUGCAGUAGCGGCAUAGCGGUCCUUUCCAAGCCAUGUUUGUAAUUUCCGUUGUCUUAUGUCAGUAAGCUUUAGUGGUCCAAGGUGUGUGUGUGUGUGUGUGUAAGUGUUUGUGUGGAUGUGUGUUAAUGUACUCUUACUAACUGAAAAUACUGGCAAUGGUACGCUCUGAUCUCUCUCUAGGUCUGUCAGUAAAUGGCUGCACUCCCUGGAAUGCUUUUCCUUCUUUUUGUCUUUUUCAGUUGAUUGUGGGAGAAUAUUUCUACAUCACUUUUUUUCUUUUUGGAUCACCUUUAAAUGUGGGACAGAGGGUUUAAUGACAUUUCUGUUUGAUGCUUCUCGUCCUCCUCUCUCUGUAGUCUAGAGCUAGCUGUGCUCUGUGUCCAGCGGCAGGCAGGGGAGACUAGCUGCCUUCCUCCUUUAAGGAAACACUGACAGCAACUCAGUGCUUUUAAAACAAACUAUUUUUUUUUUGCUGGAGACGUCACAUUACGUGGUGUAACUUUCUAAUGAAUGUUUUAGCCAUUUUCAUGGUGGAAGAAUUUUAUAUUUAUGCAGUUGUACAAUUUUUUUCGCAGGAAAAGUGUAAUGUAUGAAUCCAAUGCCAAAGUCGCUGGUCAAAAGUUAGAAUAUCAGAAGCAAUGCAGUAAAACCCCCGUGUAAUAGGAUGUUUCGUUGGUGUAAAAGUGAUUAAUGUUGAACAUCAGAACACUUGUCAGGAGUCCACAUGCUCUUGUCAUUUUAUUUCAUCUGGGUAAGACCUAAAGACAAAUAAAUGGAGAAAUUA
This is a messenger RNA of Coregonus clupeaformis (lake whitefish), 2580 nucleotides long. It is a transcript of the gene atp1b1a, whose product is annotated as ATPase Na+/K+ transporting subunit beta 1a. Gene Ontology annotation, cellular component: sodium:potassium-exchanging ATPase complex. The record is from RefSeq and is a predicted model, not a curated record. NCBI's taxonomy places the organism in Eukaryota, Metazoa, Chordata, Actinopteri, Salmoniformes, Salmonidae. Gene Ontology annotation, biological process: sodium ion export across plasma membrane; intracellular sodium ion homeostasis; potassium ion import across plasma membrane. The transcript is spliced from 6 exons. Gene Ontology annotation, molecular function: ATPase activator activity. Bases 157 to 1071 code for a protein of 304 amino acids.